CAGCUGAAAAAUCAAACCAUACUGCAUGUUAAUGGCUGCUAGUUAUAGGAAUUUUGCAGUACAAUUCUGCCUAACUUUAAUAAUUGCAUGUGCUUCACUCCUUUUAAUUUUACAUGUCAAUUUCAUCAAAGUUAUUAGUUUGAUGCUUUAAUUUAGCAUUGCUCUCUUCUUUGAUACAUCAAUAAUGCACAAUUUCCUUAUAUAGUAAGUGGUAGACCCAAUAUUCUUAAUCAAGAAUUCAUUUUUAUCCAUGUUCUCAACUUAGCUUUCCUCCUAAGUCCUAACCCAUCUUCUUUCACAACUUUUUCAAAGGCAUUCUUUCUUCAACCCUAUACAUCUCAGACCAUUUGAUUUUCCUUGUUGAACGAGCAACCGUCGACCAAGUUACUGGAAGUCAUCCUUGGUCCAUCCCCUGAUCUUGCAUAGAGAAGAAAAAGUUAUGGAGAAGAAAUGUGAAGGCUGUAAAAUGACGGAGAAUUAUAAGUAUUGGUCUGAGUUUCCUGCAACAAAACACCAAUUCUUCAAGGUCAUGCUUGGAGAUUUCAAGCACCAAUUGAGAAUUCCUCGGAAGUUCAUGGAGUGUUUCAAGGUGAAACUCUUACCGUGGUGUACACUUAUAGGACCGAGUAAAAACAAAUGGAAAAUUAGGCUCUCGAGUACAGGUGAUGAAAUGUCAUUGAUGUUUUCAGAUGGGUGGGAACAGUUUGUUCUUGAUAAUGGAGUGGAAGAAGCUGACUUCCUAGUGUUUCGUUUUGUUAAAGACUCCUCGUUUGAGGUGUCAGUGUUUGACAAGAGUGGUUGCGAGAGAGAGGGUUGUCACUUUACCACUAAUUCCAAUUAUAGCUCAAGAAGAACUUCUUGUACAAGUACUCUCCACAUCAACUAUGGUAGUGUUGCUAAAGAAGAAAUUGAGAUUUGUGAUUCAUCAUCAGAGGAUUGCUCUUUGUUGGAGGAAGGCGAAGAAGAGACUAAGGAUGUAAGUCAUGUAAUGGAAGAAGAGCGGGAAGGAAGCUCAAGUGAAGGAAAACUUCCUCAAAGCCAAAAGUACUUCAUAUCGAAUAGGCGGGUUCUAAAACCUGGAGAAAAAAAAAGAGCUUCCAAGAUGGCUGACUGUUAUAGCCGUGGCAUGAAGUAUAAUAAGACAGUGUUUCCUGUUUUUCAGAUAACCAUGCUGCCUACACAUGUUUACAGGGGAUUUAUUUUUGACAAUCCCAAAGAAUUGGGCAAAGAAGCAUAUGAUCAAGGAGCCUCACGAGGUGGAGCUGCGUGUUCCAGGUUCUACAAAGGGAAGUUGGAGAGUCGGAUGCAGAUGGACAAAAGGAGGAUCUAUACAAUGCCAACUCAGAUCAAAGUGGCCGUUAUUUGUGCUGGAAAACAACUUGGAGGAGCAUGAUACUUGUGUCUUUGAGCUGAUUCAGAAGGGGAAAUUAGAUAAUGUUAGAACUCCCAUCUUCAAUGUCCACAUCUUUCGCACUGUUGACCACAUUGCUCCCCUGACUGUGUCAACGCGUAUGGUCUAGCUCCAAGGAAAACAAUGCAAGCUCCUAUCACCCUUUGUUCUGCUAAAACUUAGAGUAGUGUAUUCAUGAAUACUCUAUCUAAUUGUGUGUAUUUCAGUAUUUCUACUAGUGUUGUGUUUAUGAAGGGUUUCAGAACCUUAGCUUACUGGUACCUUUGGAUAUAUACCUCCUCUUUUAACUGAUUUUAUCUUCACUUUGGGUGGAACUUAAGGCAAAUAUGUAUGCAACUUAUAUCUGUUCUUGUGUAAAAUAUUUCUUGAUGAGUUGCUUUUAUCAUCAUGUAUGUUUAUUAUUUUGUGCUGGUUGUA
Chenopodium quinoa (quinoa) is the source of this 1828-nucleotide messenger RNA. RefSeq names its product B3 domain-containing protein Os12g0592300-like. Gene Ontology annotation, molecular function: DNA binding. NCBI's taxonomy places the organism in Eukaryota, Viridiplantae, Streptophyta, Magnoliopsida, Caryophyllales, Amaranthaceae. The record is from RefSeq and is a predicted model, not a curated record. The transcript has 5 exons. Bases 440 to 1393 code for a protein of 317 amino acids.